Molecule: messenger RNA, 951 nt
Organism: Camellia sinensis
Lineage: Eukaryota; Viridiplantae; Streptophyta; Magnoliopsida; Ericales; Theaceae
Product: small ribosomal subunit protein uS10c
Biological process (GO): translation
Cellular component (GO): ribosome
Molecular function (GO): structural constituent of ribosome
Source: RefSeq, a predicted model, not a curated record
AUUAUUGAAAUAGGGGAAAAAGAAAUUUACAUCUGGAUAACACUGCGAAACUGUUGCAUACCAGAGAGAGAAUCAAUAGCUGUUUCAUCACUUUCUGCUACAAUUCGUCCGCCAUUCCCAUCACCCUCAUCAUCCAAUUUCUCCGCCAUUGUUGUCAAGCCUGAGCUUUCUCUUCUCUCUUUGCCCUCUACUGCUUCACCGCUAAAAGCCCUAAAACCCUCUCGAUCAUCUACGAUUAGGGUUUUUGCUGCACCUGAAGUCUUGGAUUCCCUAGAAAUCCUAGAUGGUCCUGACUCUUCUACGCCUGAGGUUGGAGGAUUGGUGGAUUCUGGUUCGUCGCCGCUCAGUAUUGGGGCCGAUGCUGAGAAGAUGGCACCGAAGCAGAAAAUUAGGAUUAAACUUAGGUCAUAUUGGGUGCGACUGAUAGAGGAUACAUGCAAGCAUAUAGUGGAUGCUGCAAGGACUACCAAUGCAAAGACCAUGGGUCCUGUGCCGUUACCAAGCAAGAAGCGAAUUUAUUGUGUACUUAAAUCUCCACAUGUCCACAAAGAUGCCAGGUUCCAUUUUGAGAUCAGAACUCAUCAGCGCCUCAUUGCUAUUCUAUACCCGACUGCCCAAACAAUUGAUUCCUUGAUGCAGCUUGACCUUCCUGCCGGGGUUGAUGUGGAAGUCAAGCUCUGAGAAAGCAUUGCUUCAGCUUCAAUGAGCACUGUAUGUUCACACUUCUUAAUUUGAGAUAGGUUAGACACCCCCUCUUAGAACUGUAUAUGAGAAUUCCACCUCAUACAGCCCAAGCAGAAAAACACUCAAAUACUAGUUCCGAUGGAUAUGUAAUAGAAAGUUUGAAACUUCUUAAUCUUUGAUUCAAUCUUUUCUAUGGUGUAAGAAAAUUGUGAAAGCUCUUCUUUGUGGCAAUAAUGCCAAAUUAUCAAGUUGGUUCAGUUGUCUUUA